AACGCGAUGAAACCAUGGUUACACACACACCUAGAAAAAAUUUGGCCGUCAGUCUGCACAAAAAUUUUAUAGGUGAGAGAUUUCAGUAUUUCACAAACGGGGAAAACUUGACUACUUUCGUGUCAAUACAGUUGAUUUAAUUCCCACUUGGACAGAAGAUCACGGCCCUGCAUCAAAUGGGUCCCAUAUGAAAUGACUGAUCGAUCAAAACAUCCAUAUGAUUGUAUGAUGAUUUCUGUGUCAGAAGCUGACGCCUAGUGUGAAUUGCGGAAAGAAAGAAAUAGUUUUUCCUGUUUGGUUAUAUAUACACACACAAGUUCCCCAUGUUGAUCGUGUUUUCAGCGUAGGAAAUAUCCAUGGCGACUGGAAACAACUCCGUUCGCUCUCUGGAACACACCCCGACGUGGGCAUUGGCGGUUGUCUGCUUCUUCUUCAUAGCCAUUUCCAUUGUUCUUGAGCACUGUAUCCAUCUUCUCACCAACUGGCUUAAGAGACAUCGGAAGACUGCGUUGUGCGAUGCCGUGGACAGACUCAAAUCCGAGCUGAUGCUUCUGGGGUUCAUGUCUCUACUACUAGCAGUAACUCAAGAGCCUAUUUCCAAAAUCUGCAUACCACCCAAGUAUGCUGACAAGAUGCUUCCCUGUCGGCGACUGGUUGAAGAUCAAAGUGCAAAUACUACUGAUCCUUGCACGUCUAAGGGUAUGGUUUCUUUAGUGACCCAAAAAGGGAUCCAGCAGCUUCAAAUCUUCAUCUUUGUGCUGGCUGUCAUGCAAAUUGUUUAUAGUGUUCUCACCAUGGCUUUGGGCAGGCUUAAGAUGAGACGUUGGAGUGCUUGGGAGAAAGAAACACAAACAACGGAGUACCUCGCUGCCAACGAUCCUAAUCGAUUCAGAUUCACGAGGCAAACAACUUUCGGAAGACGGCACAUGUCUUCUUGUACAGAAACAUCCCUUCAAUUGUGGACAAAAUGCUUCUUCAGACAGUUCUUUCGAUCAGUGGUAAAGGUGGACUAUAUCACUUUGAGGCAUGGUUUCAUCUCGGCUCAUUUGGCACCCAAUAGCAACUUCAAUUUCCAAAAGUACAUACGACGAUCACUGGACGAGGAUUUCAAGGUCGUAGUCAGCAUCAGCCCUCUGAUGCGGUUUAUUGUGGUUAUCUUCUUGCUCCUAGACGUACAUGGUUGGCAUGUGUAUCUCUGGGUGUCCUGCGUUCCACUCUUGAUAGUGCUGAUUCUGGGAACCAAACUGGAAGUCAUUGUGGAGAGAAUGGCCCUUCAGCUAAAACAUCAGAACUAUGUAAUCAAAGGAACGCCUCUGGUUAAGCCCAAUGACAAUCUCUUCUGGUUUGGGGACCCAAGAUUUGUUCUGACUCUUAUUCAUUACACUCUUUUUACGAAUGCAUUCGAGAUGGCCUUCUUUAUCUGGGUUUCAAUAGAAUUUGGGUGGGACUCUUGUUACCAUGAGCACACGGUGAUCACUGCCAUAAGAGUGGUGUUGGCUGUGACAGUUCAAGUCCUUUGCAGCUAUAUUACACUUCCCCUAUAUGCACUAGUGACACAGAUGGGAUCACAAUACAAGGGUAAGGCACUGGAAGAGCAGACGGCCAAAAUCAUAAAGCAGUGGCACGCGGAGGUAAGGGAAAGGAGGAAGAGGCAAGAACAGUCGUUACAAUCUCCUCGGACAUCUUGGACGACAGAAUGGAGCCCCAGGAGGAGUAGUGUGACUGAAUCUUCAUCGCUUCUACGACAAUGUAGGCUAGGAGGAAGCCCUACUAGCAAAGGAGAAAUCGUGGAGGUGGAAGAAGAAGAAAGUGUAAGAAACGAGGCUGCCUGGUCAAGGUUUCGGUCUGUGCCCAUGCUAGAACUGCAAGCAGUGAAGCGAGAUGGGAGAUGGAAAGAAAGAGAGUAGGAGGAAUGGCAGGGAGGUGAGGUUUGUUUGGGAUUGGGCAAAAGCGAGCUCAUGGCUAAAGCAAGGCAUAUGCGUGGCUUGGGCGCAUCAUGGUAUUGGGAGUGUUUCUGGGAAAUCCAUGUACAACAAGAAGGGCAGUGAGUCAAGCCGUGGCUGGUUUCUCUCUAUAUCUUUACAAAUAUGUGUGCAUCCAUGAAUGACAUCCAUAAACUGUAAUAAUUAUAUACACACUAUUAUUUGAUCCUAUAUUUAUUAAGACAAAACAAGAACUGAUGGUGAUGUCAUAAGGGAUGGUGAAA
Messenger RNA from Vitis riparia (riverbank grape), 2206 nucleotides. RefSeq names its product MLO-like protein 3. The record is from RefSeq and is a predicted model, not a curated record. Gene Ontology annotation, biological process: defense response. Bases 357 to 1907 code for a protein of 516 amino acids. The transcript has 16 exons. Gene Ontology annotation, cellular component: membrane. NCBI's taxonomy places the organism in Eukaryota, Viridiplantae, Streptophyta, Magnoliopsida, Vitales, Vitaceae.